Molecule: messenger RNA, 1777 nt
Organism: Chelmon rostratus (copperband butterflyfish)
Lineage: Eukaryota; Metazoa; Chordata; Actinopteri; Chaetodontiformes; Chaetodontidae
Gene: ube2v1
Product: ubiquitin-conjugating enzyme E2 variant 1
Exons: 4
Coding region: 158-598 (146 amino acids)
Biological process (GO): DNA damage tolerance; protein K63-linked ubiquitination
Cellular component (GO): nucleus
Source: RefSeq, a predicted model, not a curated record
GGAACUGUGCCACAUCAUGACGCAAAUGAAAUUGAAGUAUCAAGUAUUGAGAAAAAAACCUUACUAGGAAACUCAAGAAAAUAAUUACUUUUUUUCUUACGGCGGACACGCGCCAGUGAACAUCGUACGUGCGCGCUUCCGCAAAGCAGUGACAAAGAUGGCGGCCCCCGCCGGAUCAGUGGUAGUUCCCCGCAGCUUUCGGCUGCUGGAGGAACUGGAGGAAGGCCAGAAGGGAGGUGGUGAUGGUACAGUGAGCUGGGGCCUCACAAAUGCCGACGACAUGACGCUAACUCACUGGAAUGGCAUGAUCAUCGGCCCCGCCAAGACUGUCUAUGAUGGCAGGAUAUACAGUCUGAAAAUUGAAUGUGGUGCCAGAUACCCAGAGCAUCCCCCUCUUGUCCGCUUUGUGAACAAGAUCAAUCUGUCCGGCGUACACAGUUCAAACGGUGUGGUGGACAUAAAGGCGGUGGGAGCGCUGUCCAGGUGGAAAAACUCGUACAACAUCCGGAUGGUGCUGCAGGAGCUUAGACAGCACAUGAUGAUGAAAGAGAACAACAGGCUCUCCCAGCCGCCUGAAGACCAGGUGUACAGCAACUGAGGCCCCUGCUGCUGUCCCCUCCCUAUCAUCCCCGCACACACACACACACAGACACAGACAGGCAUACACGCAAACACCCACAUACAUAAAAUCCUAAACACUUAACACUGACUCUACCACUUUAAAACUACACACCCAUCAUGUAAUCCAAGACUCUCGACUCCCACUUCCUUCCUUGGGAGCCUACCAUUGGACAGAGGGAGGGAUGUGCAGGUGAACCUGACCUCCCCACCCAGUGCCCAGUCAUCCAUUAAAGCUCACGUUGCAGACCAGACAUUAUGAAACAAGAAUACUGUACAUCUUAACUAAUGUUAUUUUUUAUUAUCUUUAUUAUCUACAUCCGGAUUGUAAAAUAACAAGUGACCUGAUUGAGUGUACCAAUUCUGUGUGUGUGCACUAGAUUCUUCACAAGAGUUGACAGUCCCCGUUCUGGUAUUGUGGUGAGGGGUUUUAAUCAGCUCAAUAUACUUCUGUAACCCCGACUGAAAUGUUAAAAUGUUCAGAUCUUCUGUGUGGAAAAUAGAACCUCAACAUCUUCCAGUAUGUUGAAACUGAGGAGAAAGGUACCCCGAACAAUGCUUUGCUUGUUCUCUCUGGCCACCUGAGUCUCAAAUUCCCCAGCUUCCACAAUCCCAACGAUGUGAAUUUGACGGGCCUUCCUUAAACAAGUGCAUGUCCGGCACAUGAAAAGAAACUGCUACUAGACAUUCAGUGACAUAUGUAUCAACGGGGCACUACUGGCUCAUCACUCAUGUUUUCAGACUUGUCUUCUGUGUGCCAUAUGGUUCAUAGCGCUUUGUGAUAGUGAUUGAUUAUUAGCAGCCAGUGGGAGGGGGGGUAGGGAGGGGGAUGGGGGCUACAGGUCCUUGUGCUUUCUCUCUUCAGAGAACAUAGUUUGUGUGCUUGGCACCUUUUCAGGAUCACCACUGUACUGUGGCCUGUGCAGAGCAGGAGGAGCUGUGAUUUUUUUGUUUGCUGUUUUUGGGUCCUUGUUUUGGUUCUUUAGUCUCUGGGCUGACCUGUGCAUACUCCACGGAUUCGUCUCUGCUCUCAUACAGUGAAUGCCCACUUAACGCAAUGUACGGCUUUGGAUGUUUAUUUUAUAACGGGUUGAAUCUAAUCAGGGUGAUGGUGACCUGUUGCAUGGUUUUAUUUGAAUUAAACGUUAUUACUUUUGCA